AUGAAGCAGCAAGGCAUGAACCUGAGCGAAAAUGAACGACUUGCUCCGGAGAACAGCCUUGCGUUCAUCCCUCUGUGCACGGCUGUUUUGGGGAUGGAUUUCUUCUCUCGGAAAGGUGACUAUGCAGCCAGCCUUGCAUUAGCUGUAGCUCCAAAUACACCCCACAGGCCACCGCAGCGGGCAGAGGGGACUCCUCGGGACCUAGUCCCUUUUUCCUUCCUCUAUUUAAUCGGCUCUACCUUUGUUUCAGGAGUAUCGACAUCGGGGGCUCUGGGCCCGGGGAGCACCACCGCCAGCACCACCGCACGGAUGGCCACCAGCAGCACCGGCCGCCCCACCACCACCUCGGCCUCGGGCAGAAGGAACAGGAGCACCAGCACACCAUCACCCAUGGCCGACGUCCCCGAUGAAAUGACCACGCACCUCCCAGCCUCCUCCUCCCAGCUACCACCAGCUGGUGCAGAGAGCUGCGACCCCAUGGAAGCCCGUGAUAUUAUGUGGUCUCGGACUCGGCAGGGCCAAGUGGCGAAACAACCAUGUCCCAUGGGCUCCAUAGGUGUUGCAACUUUCCGAUGUCUUGCGCCAGACGGGAUCUGGGAGCCCCAAGGACCUGAUCUCAGCAACUGCUCUUCUCCCUGGAUCAACCACAUCACUCAGAAGAUGAAGUCAGGGGAGAUGGCUGCUAACAUUGCCCGGGAGCUUGCGGAGCACACAAAAAACCACUUGUACGCUGGUGACAUCGCGUACUCCGUGUCCGCCAUGGUCCAGCUGGUGAACUUGCUUGAUGUGCAGCUCCGAAACCUGACUCCGGGUGGGAAGGACAGUGCUGCACGCAGCUUAAAUAAGCUUCAGAAAAGGGAGCGCUCUUGCAGGGCCUAUGUCCAGGCCAUGGUGGAGACGGUGAACAAUCUCCUGCAGCCACAAGCUCUAAAUGCGUGGAGGGACCUGAACGCAAGUGAACAGCAGCGCACGGCCACCAAGUUACUCGACACCGUGGAGGACAGUGCCUUCGUGCUGGCUGAUAACCUGCUGAAGACAGACGUUGUCCGGGAAAACACUGACAACAUCCAGCUGGAAGUUGCAAGACUGAGCACAGAUGGGAAUCUGGAAGAUCUGAAGUUUCCCCAGAACAUGGGCCACGGGAGUGCCAUUCAGCUGUCAGCAAAUACCUUGAAACAAAAUGGUCGAAACGGUGAAAUCAGGGUGGCUUUUGUGCUGUACAACAACCUGGGCGCCUAUCUCUCCACGGAGAAUGCCAGCAUGAAGUUGGGAACAGAAGCAAUGUCGACUAAUCACUCUGUCAUUGUCAACUCCCCUGUCAUCACGGCAGCAAUAAACAAAGAGUUUAGCAAUAAGGUUUACCUGGCUGAUCCCGUGGUGUUUACUGUCAAGCACAUCAAGCAGUCAGAAGAAAAUUUCAAUCCAAACUGUUCAUUCUGGAGCUAUACAAAGCGUACAAUGACAGGGUAUUGGUCCACCCAGGGAUGUCGCCUCCUGACAACUAACAAGACGCACACCACAUGCUCCUGCAAUCACCUAACCAACUUUGCGGUCCUGAUGGCGCAUGUGGAAGUUAAGCACAGCGAUGCAGUCCAUGACCUGCUCCUGGACUUCAUCACGUGGGUUGGCAUCUUGCUGUCACUGGUCUGCCUCCUGAUCUGCAUCUUCACCUUCUGCUUCUUCCGUGGGCUGCAGAGCGACCGCAACACGAUUCACAAGAACUUGUGCAUCAGCCUCUUCGUGGCAGAACUCCUCUUCCUCAUCGGCAUCAACCGAACUGACCAGCCGAUUGCCUGUGCCGUCUUUGCUGCCCUCCUGCACUUCUUCUUCCUGGCAGCUUUCACCUGGAUGUUCUUGGAGGGGGUGCAGCUCUACAUCAUGCUGGUGGAAGUUUUUGAGAGCGAACACUCCCGGAGGAAGUACUUCUAUUUGAUCGGCUAUGGCAUGCCUGCACUGAUUGUGGCUGUAUCGGCAGCGGUGGACUACCGGAGCUAUGGCACGGACAAAGUAUGUUGGCUCCGACUUGACACCUACUUCAUUUGGAGCUUUAUAGGACCGGCGACCUUGAUAAUUAUGCUUAAUGUCAUCUUCCUUGGGAUUGCACUCUAUAAAAUGUUCCAUCAUACUGCCAUACUGAAACCCGAAUCUGGAUGUCUUGACAAUAUCAAGUAA
This is a messenger RNA of Cariama cristata (Red-legged seriema), 2172 nucleotides long. Its product is annotated as latrophilin-3-like. The coding region runs from base 1 to 2172 and encodes 723 amino acids. Gene Ontology annotation, cellular component: axon; glutamatergic synapse; cell-cell junction. Gene Ontology annotation, biological process: cell surface receptor signaling pathway; adenylate cyclase-activating G protein-coupled receptor signaling pathway; synapse assembly. Gene Ontology annotation, molecular function: G protein-coupled receptor activity. The record is from RefSeq and is a predicted model, not a curated record. NCBI's taxonomy places the organism in Eukaryota, Metazoa, Chordata, Aves, Cariamiformes, Cariamidae. The transcript has 13 exons.